Molecule: messenger RNA, 830 nt
Organism: Plodia interpunctella (Indianmeal moth)
Lineage: Eukaryota; Metazoa; Arthropoda; Insecta; Lepidoptera; Pyralidae
Exons: 2
Coding region: 74-634 (186 amino acids)
Source: RefSeq, a predicted model, not a curated record
CAAAUAGAAGCGGUAUAAAUGCAAAGACGAGUAACAAUGGCACGCAGUUGAGGUUCAGAAGCUCGUGAGAAAAAUGAAUGCUUACGCUGUUUUCUUUUUGUGCAGUGUUGUGGGUAAUACCUUUGGGUAUUACGCGCCGAGAGAGGCUCCCUACAACACGGGGCCAAACGACCCUUACUCCGUCGCUGUUGACCCCAACUUCCUGCAGCAGCCAUCGCAGCGUCUGUUCUGGGGCAAUGGACAGGGAAGCAACCAGGUCGGCGGCACGGGACUGUGGGCUACGCUAACGAACAAGUUUCCAUUCCUUGGCAGCAUGUUUGGUCGGAUGGAACUGCCUUCGCAAUAUGGGGUUCCAAAUCAGUACGAAUUAGCAACGCAAUAUGGUGCACCUCCUCGAGUACAGCCUCAGUUCUACCAAGCGCCUCCUGUUUAUCAACAGCAUCCUCAGCAGUUUGCACAAGGAUUUGUGCCGUUCGGUCGCGAUGUAGGACUGACGGAUGAUGCUGUGAUCAUCACGCCGCCACAGGUCCCUAUCAAUCCGCAGCCCGCGCCAGCGCCGGCGCCGGUGCCGGAGCCACAACCGGGAUACCAGUACAACAAACCUCAAUACAGACUGGACCUACCGCACAAGUAACAUUUCUAUUCUGACCAAACUAAUGUUCGUCAGUACCUCGUAGUCGUAAUAGUAGAUAUUAAUAAUAUUUCACGAAUUUCUCAUUUGUAUUUGUCAUUUUUUGUCUUAAUUUGUAUCACGUGCAAAUGCACUUAGCUACACAUAGCGCAGUGUAUGAUGGCACUGCAUCAGUUUUCAGUAUAUAAGAUUUCUCAAA